This is a messenger RNA of Penicillium odoratum, 399 nucleotides long. Its product is annotated as import motor complex subunit PAM16. Gene Ontology annotation, biological process: protein import into mitochondrial matrix. Lineage: Eukaryota; Fungi; Ascomycota; Eurotiomycetes; Eurotiales; Aspergillaceae. The coding region runs from base 1 to 399 and encodes 132 amino acids. Gene Ontology annotation, cellular component: TIM23 mitochondrial import inner membrane translocase complex. The record is from RefSeq and is a predicted model, not a curated record. The transcript has 2 exons.
AUGGCUCACCGCAUCGUCACCCAAGUCGUCGUCACCGGAGCGCGGGUCUUCGGCCGCGCUUUCGCCGAAGCCUACAAACAAGCCCAGGCUUCCGGUAAACACGCCGCCGCGAAGAAGGCUGCUGGUGUCACUUCCUCCACCUUGGCUCUCGAUGAGGCCUGCAAGAUUCUCAACGUCAAGCCCCCCGUCGCCGGUGACAACGCGGAGCAUGUUAUGGAACGAUUCAAGAAGCUCUUCGAUCUGAACGACCCCAAGAAGGGUGGCAGCUUUUACUUACAGAGUAAGAUUCUGCGGGCGCGUGAACGGAUAGAAAUGGAAAUUCGCGAGACAGAACGCCGGGCCGCCGACGAGAAGGAACUGCGCGAGGGCUGGAAUCCCAAGGUCUACAAGGACCGGUGA